Messenger RNA from Penicillium salamii, 1008 nucleotides. NCBI's taxonomy places the organism in Eukaryota, Fungi, Ascomycota, Eurotiomycetes, Eurotiales, Aspergillaceae. The record is from the annotation of a GenBank genome assembly.
AUGGGUUCUGGAUCUCCCCCAAGCUCGAAGCCAUCGGCCAUUCCGUCCCACAUGCUGAACGGAAGCUCCCCUCUUCAACGCUCCUCCACGGACAGUCGUGAUGCCCGUGAGCGUGAGAGUCUCAAUUCGUCCAUUCGCACCUCCUUUGAGCCCCGGAUCCCUUUCCAGUUCGACACUGAGUCCGAGUCCACUGGAACUGGAGCCGACCCCACCGAGUCCACCUCCACUGUAUCCGUGCCUAUUCGCAGUGUCGCGCCAGUGCGCCCGACCCUGAAUGACCCUGCUCGCGACCCCCGGGAUGAAGCCGGUCCAUUGACCCCUCCCGCCACCGUCAGCCGCCCCGCUAGUCCUUACACAUUGAACCCCCCCAUCGACUUCGAUGGCCUCAGCUGGCCUUGCCCCGGAACCAGACAGCGGAAAGAGUCGACCCCCGAGGAGACCGAAGAACGACUUGACAAGCUCUCUGGAGCUAUUCGGACGAUUCUCGAGUGUAUUGGAGAGGAUCCAGAGCGGGAGGGUCUUCGGGAGACCCCCAUGAGAUAUGCCAAGGCCAUGCUCUACUUCACCAAGGGUUACGAGGAGAAUGUGCGGGACCUGAUGAACGGCGCGGUCUUUCACGAGGAUCAUGACGAGCUUGUCAUUGUUAAAGAUAUCGAUGUUUUCUCGCUAUGCGAGCACCACAUGGUUCCCUUCACCGGAAAGAUGCAUAUCGGAUACAUCCCUGAUCGUCGUGUGCUUGGUCUCUCCAAGUUAGCUCGCCUGGCGGAGAUGUUCUCCCGCAGACUGCAGGUUCAGGAGCGCCUGACCAAGCAAGUUGCGCUGGCUAUUUCCGAAGUCCUGAAGCCCCGUGGCGUCGGUGUCGUCAUGGAGUCUUCCCACCUUUGCAUGGUGAUGCGCGGUGUGCAGAAGGUUAGCAGCACCACAACCACUAGCUGUAUGCUUGGAUGCAUGCGAUCCAGCGCCAAGACCCGUGAAGAGUUCUUGACCCUGCUGAACCGCAGAUAAUGA